UUCUUCUAACGCUUCUUCUCUGCAAGCUCCUCUGCAAGACCCAUUUAACUACCUCGCCACCAGAGUAUGGAUUGGUUGCUGAGAGCAAUCUCGGCGGUGGUCCAGCGUAGAGAGAGUGAGUGAGUGAGUGAUCGCUACACGGGGGCCACAAAGCGAGCUUUCUGUCAAGUUGCUUUUCGAUGUCCUGGUUCUAAGUCUCUCUUCAGGGUUGAAGGGACAGUUGGAGUGUUGUUUUCUCUGUGCCAUGCGGGGAAGUUCGUUUUCGACUGUGUUUUCAAUUUGGGUUGUUUGUUUGGUUCCUUUCUCGGAGUGAGCGGAGUUGUGGUGGGAAGUGAUAUAUCUCGCCAUGUAAGUUUGGCCUUGAGAGUUGUUGGAAGAGACGGCGACCAACCGCUUGAGAAACAUCAGGUUCUUGAUAGUGAAGCCUGUUCUUAUCUGUCGAGCAACGUGGGGGGGGGGGGGGGGGGGGUGAGCUUGGUUUAGAGUUAGUCGUGGUGGAUUUCGAGGGUCGGUCGUUUUGCGCAGUAGCGUUGUGCUUGGUCUGGCAAAUGGAUCACUGCGGCACUUCCUGUCGUUAAAUCAAAGUCGAUGUAAAGUUCUGAAGAAAUUUUUGAAGCUCUAUUGGAUACUUCUUUUGAAUUCAUUUGCCGCAGUAUCCAACCAAGAGAAGCAGGCAGUUCGUCGCGUUCUACACUCGUAAAAACACAAUCAUCGAAUUGCUCCAUUCAAUUUUAUAGAAUUUUCGUGUCAAGCUUACCCCAUAGCUACUAAAUUGGAGUCAAGCCUGAUCACUCGAAUUCCUGUGACUGAUACCUCGCCUCGUAGUGACGGUUUCUUAUCAAUCGGCAACUUUUCUCCGUAGCAUUGAACACAUACGGCGGGACAGUGACGCAGUUCCGUGAGGGGGUUGUAGUUCACAGUUGGUGUGCAUAUCUGACGAAGGGAAUGACUUCUCAUUGAACACCCACAAAACCAAGACCUUCCUUGGGCCGGUCUAUCACCGCGUGUACAUUGCAUGGAGUAGCACAACAGGCGCACUCAAGAAGCUCCGACUCAGCCGCGGGGCCAUUCUUCUUCUGCAAGGGCUAGCAUGGCAGCUAAGUACCGGCUACCUGACGUCCCCGAAAUGGCGCCGUAUGAGGAUUCGAAAGCUUUCUUAGCACCCGAGUCACCCCGCCACGGAUUUUGGAUACAACGGCUUGCCACCUACGUCGGUGAGUCGAAGGCAUGGAGUACCCAAGUGGGCGAUGCCAAGGUCCUUGGGCUCGCUUUUGGUUACUGCCUCUCCGCCUCCCUGCUCUCCAUCAUCAACAAAUGGGCCAUCAUGCAGUUCCCCUAUCCGGGCUCCCUCACAGCUAUUCAAUACUUCACAGCCGCGUUCGGCGUCUUCAUACUCGGCAAGCUUCAGAUUCUGACCCAUGACCCGCUCUCCUUGAGCACCAUGUGGAAAUUCCUCCCAGCCGCGAUCUGUUACUACUCAAGCCUGUUCACCAACAGCGAGCUCCUCCUCCACGCCAACGUCGACACAUUCAUCGUGUUCCGCUCCGCGAUACCCAUCUUCGUGGCCAUCGGCGAGACAAUCUUCCUCAAGCAGCCAUGGCCUUCCGUGAAAACGUGGUCGGCGCUCGGCACCAUCCUGGGUGGCUCCAUUCUCUACGUCUUCACGGACUCCCAGUUCACCGUCCACGCCUACGUCUGGGCCUUCUUGUACGUCGUGAGCAUGUCCAUCGAUUUCGUGUACGUGAAACACAUCGUCAUGACCGUGGGGCUCAACACUUGGGGAUUGGUGCUUUACAACAACCUGGAGGCGCUCCUCCUCUUCCCGAUCGAGCUCUUCGUCAUGGGCGAGGGUAAUCUCCUCAAAAAGCGCACGGAAGACGAAUCCCUCAACUGGCUCAGCAUCGAAAUGUGGUUCCCGGUGCUGCUUUCCUGCGCGUUUGGCUUCUCCAUCUCCUUUUUCGGAUUCUCGUGUCGGAGAGCGAUCUCCGCGACGGGGUUCACUGUGCUGGGGGUUGUUAACAAACUGCUGACAGUGGUGAUUAACCUAAUGAUCUGGACGAAGCAUGCGUCCGCGUUGGGUACCCUCGGGCUGCUUAUUUGCAUCUUCGGGGGGGUGUUUUACCAACAGUCCACGAUUAAACCCAAACCUGGUCCUGAGCCGGUGAAGGAGUUCAUCGCCUCAGGAGAUGACGAAGAAGUAGGCUGUCUAUCAAAUUGUAAAGGAGAUUCAGGGAAAGUAGAUCUUUUCACACAAGCGAAGUAGAGCAAACACCAGAUUGAGCGAGAGGAUGCAGAGGAUUCAGGCCCCUAGAGCUGCUUCCGCUAGAGUUCAUCAGAUGGCCUCUUUAUGAACACCGGAAGAGACACCCGAUGGGACGGAUUCCUGAACCCACCCAGUAGAAGAAGAUGAACAAGUGCUCUAGCCAUUCAUUCAAUAGCCACCCACUCAAAGUCCGGGACCUUAUUGAAACCGAGAACAACAACCAGAGAAACCCGUAAAUCCACCUCCCAGAGAGUUCAAACAACGAUUUGCUCUCUACACAUUCACAAGCACAGGAAGCAAAUUCGUUGAACGAAGUUCACUGUUUCUCAAAAACGACAACUGUAUUGUUGAAUGCAUAGUUCAAAACCUCCACAUUUUGAGCUUGUCAGGUGGGGAGCAACAACCAAAAUGAGACUGCAGCGGUGGAGCAGAAACUGAGCAAUCCACGAGGUGAUCACGGCGAGGGAGGGAGUUGUUCGAUCAGAUUUGCAGUUGUUGAUCAGACUUGUCAGUCCCAUUGUAGCAGCAAGCAGAUGAUGCAGCAUUGUAGAAAUACGCUGAAUGCUCACCAGAUUAUCAAUAUCAGGAUUGAAUCGUGUCUGGAUGCAAUUGAAAUAGUGCGAACUCCGGAUUUCUGUCUCGAAAUUUGCUUGUGAUCCGUGUUGAGCAGCACCACAUAUUAUCAGCACCACAUAUUGUCCAAAGACAAAGAGCUUUGAAGCAAUGUCCAAAUCA
Molecule: messenger RNA, 2998 nt
Organism: Physcomitrium patens
Lineage: Eukaryota; Viridiplantae; Streptophyta; Bryopsida; Funariales; Funariaceae
Product: GDP-mannose transporter GONST3
Source: RefSeq, a predicted model, not a curated record